CAAUAAUUAGUUAUGUGGUAUGUUUUACAGAUAUAUUUUACCGAUAAUUCAGGCUUAUACUAAUUAUACUUGAGAAUGGCAACUGAAUUCUUCAGUUUAACUUGUUUUCCGUUUUCCUAUCAUAAGGACACAUUUUACAAUUAGAUGGCGCAAAUUAUUAGACAUAUUUUAUACAUUUAAACUGUAUUACAAAUUUUCCACAUUACUGGAGCUGCAGGGAUCCCGAAUUCUAUUGGAUCAGAGGGAAGCACGUGUCUUGUCACGUGUCUCCACAAGAAAAAGGGGUGCUUUUUGGUGUAAAUCUGGACUCUAAUUCCGUAAUAUAUCACGGUACAUCGUAAAACCGACACUAAAACGUCCAGACCUACAAAUCACUCGGUCAAAUUAUGAGUUCAUUGUAUUAUGCGAAUGCUUUAUUUUCGAAAUAUCAAACCGCAAAUUCGGUAUUCCCAACCGGGGUUUUUCCAGAGCAAACUUCUUGCGCUUUUGCAUCCAGUUCCCAAAGAGCCGCCGGCUAUGGCUCAGGUUCCAGUGCCGCUUCUUUUUCCUCCUCUGUGCCAGGGCUAUACAACAGCAGCGCUAGUAUGCAUCCCCAAAACCCGAAUAUGUACUCCGCUAGUUAUGGCCUGAACACUGGCUCUUUCAACAUGCACUGCUCAGCUUUUGACCAGAAUCUCUCCAUGAUGUGCUCUGCUGACACGAACAAGCAAAGCUGCAACAAGCUGGAGCAGAAAGACUCAGACCAGAGCCGUGAAGCCAACUUCCGGAUCUAUCCGUGGAUGAGAAGCACAGGAGCUGACAGAAAGAGAGGUCGUCAGACCUACACAAGGUACCAAACACUGGAGCUGGAAAAGGAGUUUCACUUCAAUCGCUACCUGACAAGACGGAGACGCAUCGAGAUCGCCCAUGCUCUGUGUCUGACUGAGAGGCAGAUUAAAAUAUGGUUUCAAAACAGACGUAUGAAAUGGAAAAAGGAAAAUAAGGCGGCGGGUCAGAGUCCACCAAACGAUGAAAAAAUAAGUGGAGAAUUGGAAGAAGAGGAAGAGUGAUUUAAGUUAUAAGGAUAAUAUAUAAAUAAAUAAUAGAUUAAUUAAAAAAAUAGGUGUAAAUGUCGGCACCAAUAAUUAAAAGGCAACAUUCUCAGUUUUUAACAAAAACAAAUACACUACCUAUUGAACUUUGUUGUUUUGUACGCAAAUUAUUAUAACGUCUUACUAUUGUAGGUUGGAUUGAUUAUUUAAAGUAGAUAACGUGUUAUUUCGUUGCUUAUUUUUGCUAAACUCAAACAUUACGGCUAUUGAUAAGAAAACAGUGAGCUUUUACUGUGCAAGUAUUGUGUACGUAUAACUUUAAUAACAGAAGGAAAUUUACGUUUACUAUUUUAGCACUAUUUCUGUGUAUGUGCACACGUAUACCUUAUACGCAGAAUAUGUAUAUAGAUGAUAUAUGCUACUCUCUCUUCUAUAUGUAUAUAUAUAUAUAUAUAAUAAAUUGCGCGUUUGUAUAUUUCUUUAUAUCAUGAAUGUUCCAAUUACCCUUAAACUUUGUACAAUAAUUGUGUUUACAUUGUUCAAAGUGUACAGUGAAUCACAAGGUGUAGAAAUUGUUUCAUAAUGAUUGUGUUGUCAGUUAAAACAUCUGGAAAAAAGGCUUUUUUGUUUUCAGUUUUUAU
Molecule: messenger RNA, 1672 nt
Organism: Erpetoichthys calabaricus (reedfish)
Lineage: Eukaryota; Metazoa; Chordata; Cladistia; Polypteriformes; Polypteridae
Gene: hoxb7a
Product: homeobox B7a
Exons: 2
Coding region: 387-1049 (220 amino acids)
Biological process (GO): regulation of transcription by RNA polymerase II; anterior/posterior pattern specification
Cellular component (GO): nucleus
Molecular function (GO): RNA polymerase II cis-regulatory region sequence-specific DNA binding; DNA-binding transcription factor activity, RNA polymerase II-specific
Source: RefSeq, a predicted model, not a curated record